AUGGCAUCCGAGUUAUUACGCGAAACCCUGAGCGCGCUCAAUUAUCUUCAUUCACAAAACCCACCUAUAAUUCACCGAGAUAUAAAACCGCAAAACAUUUUGAUAAAGGAGCAUGCGCAUGGCUUUGUUAAAAUAUCCGAUUUUCGACUUGCGGUUUACCAUGAUCCUAAAUCUUUAUCGCAUUCUCAGGGUAGAGGCACAGAGAGAUAUAUGUCACCUGAAGUUAAAAGUGGGCGCCGGUAUAGUCCCAGUGCUGAUGUAUAUAGCAUGGGUGUGGUUAUACAGGAAAUGUUUAAUUUCGAUAUUAAUACGAUUGGACAUGGGCCACCAGAUGCGUAUGGCCGGACACUUCUUCGGGAAACCAUAGUCAUUAAAAAGGGAAUAACAUGUAAAAUAUGCGGACAAACUUAUGGUCUCACGCAGAAGUGUCCGGCCAUACGCCUAAUUUAA
Messenger RNA from Oppiella nova, 450 nucleotides. NCBI's taxonomy places the organism in Eukaryota, Metazoa, Arthropoda, Arachnida, Sarcoptiformes, Oppiidae. The record is from the annotation of a GenBank genome assembly.